This is a messenger RNA of Amoebophrya sp. A120, 621 nucleotides long. Lineage: Eukaryota; Dinophyceae; Syndiniales; Amoebophryaceae. The record is from the annotation of a GenBank genome assembly.
AUGCUGCACAUUGAUAAUUGCAAAUGCUGGUGGCAGUUUCUCAGUGAGCUCCUGCCGUGCGACGUGCUUCUACUACCUAGAAACCAAAAACUAAAACAUCUCGUGCUUCGUAUUUUCAAGUUGUUGGUGGUCGUGUCCUGCCUUGCGACUUCGACCAACCGAAUGACUGAUACAACCGUCCAGCGUCAAGACUAUGGUUGCUAUGAAAAGCUACCAAAAAUAGUGCACCACCUCUACGUACUUCUUCGUUCGUCAUGCCUGGCAAAAUUUGUCAUCGUCUUCAUGCCUGGAGAAGACCUAUCGGUCCAUCGUGGUAGUACCCUCGUGCUCUGUCUUGAUAACGUCCACUCUCCUCGUACAUCUACAGUGCAACCGCAACUACAACUGCCGGUUGUGUAUGUAGUCGGUCGUGCAACACAGAAGCAUAUCGGUCAGUGUGCUCGUGCCAAUUUGCAUCGUGUAGUGGUGUCUUCCCAGACACAAACCAAGCAUUUGGAAAAACGUUCGUCCCUCUGUCUUGUUCUAGCGCAAGACGGUUUCUCCUGUAAAACUAUCAACUCAGCUCAAGCAUUGCCCCACCUUUUCUCUCGUCUCUCUACCUUGUUGAAUAACAAUAAGUAG